Molecule: messenger RNA, 2019 nt
Organism: Danaus chrysippus (African queen)
Lineage: Eukaryota; Metazoa; Arthropoda; Insecta; Lepidoptera; Nymphalidae
Source: the annotation of a GenBank genome assembly
AUGGAUAAAUUUGGGGAAAAAAAUUUAUUGGACAAAGUUAUGCUGUCUCCUGGAAGUCUGGUGCUAAUACUAUACGAAACCUACAAGGCCACUUUAAAGAAAAUUCCAGCGACGCGCCUCUCCCGUCUCACUGAGGCCCUUGCUAACUACGACCCAGUUCUCAAUGAAUACUUCUUCGACAGACACCCUGGCGUAUUCGCACAAGUCCUCAACUAUUACAGAACUGGAAAGCUGCAUUAUCCCACAAAUGUCUGCGGUCCUUUGUUUGAAGAGGAACUGGAGUUUUGGGGGCUGGAUUCCAACCAGGUGGAACCUUGCUGCUGGUCUACAUACAGCAUACACAGAGACACACAAAAUACCUUGGCUAUUUUGGACAAAUUGGACAUCGACAGUGAGAAACCUUCGGAGGAGGAAAUCGCCAGGCUUUUUGGAUACGGGGAAGCUUAUUUGGCUGGUGAUGUGGGGACUUGGCAAAGAGUCAAGCCACGGGUCUGGGCCCUUUUUGAUGAGCCUUCAAGCUCACCAUCAGCAAAGGUGAUAUCAGCAAUAUCGGUUUUCUUCAUCUGUGUGUCAGUUCUGAGUUUUUGUCUGAAGACACAUCCCGACCUUCGUGUGUUGGAGCCAUUAUCUUUAGAAGACAUUGAGAACACUACGGUCGUCGUCGCUAGACCGUGGCAGGACAACGGCCAGCCUCACGUGGCCUUCUUUUACAUCGAGUUGGUCUGCAAUGUAUGGUUCACCAUAGAAUUGUUGGUCCGAUCUGUGGUCGCACCGAAUAUUAUUGAAUUUGUUAAAUCCCCAGUGAACAUAAUCGACUGCAUUGCCACAUUGAGUUUUUACAUGGACGUUGUGGUCGAGCUGACUGUGGUUAAAAGAAAUUUAGAUAAAGCUGACAUCCUCGAGUUUAUAUCCAUUAUCAAGAUCCUGAGGCUAUUUAAGCUGACUAGACACAGCCCCGGCUUGAAGAUCCUUGUCCACACAUUCAAAGCCUCUGCAAAGGAGCUUACCUUGUUGGUUUUCUUUCUUGUUCUUGGCAUUGUGAUAUUUGCCAGUCUAGUAUACUAUGCUGAGAAGUCUCAGGAUAAUCCAGACAAUCAGUUCAAGUCGAUUCCCCUUGGUCUCUGGUGGGCGAUCGUUACCAUGACGACGGUUGGCUAUGGUGAUAUGGCGCCCAAGACUUAUUUGGGGAUGUUUGUGGGCGCCCUCUGUGCGCUGGCCGGCGUGCUCACUAUAGCAUUGCCAGUUCCUGUCAUUGUAUCAAAUUUCUCUAUGUUCUAUUCACAUACGCAGGCGCGGUCAAAGCUACCUAAGAAGCGUCGCCGAGUUUUACCUGUAGAGCAACCUCGAAGAAAACGUGACAUCAGCGCCUCCAACCGCCGCGUGAACGCUGUGAAACAUCCCGUUGUACUGAAAGAUAUCCCGGUCAACAAUAAAUUUGGUGUUAACGGCAUGAACAUGAUCAGUUUGGCCCUUCAGGGUCCUCCAAACCUUCUUCGUCCACCACCAACCACCCAGCCCCUUCAGGCUAGAGCACCCAUAGUUGAGAGUCCGAUUAUCAACACGCAGUGCGGUGCCAUAUCUUUGGCUUCGUUGCAACCACCUUUGAUGACCGCCCCGCCCCUGCAACCACGCCCCGCAACCACCGGCUCCUUAGAUCUAAUGUUACCUUUACAACCAAAAUUACUACCCGGUUACAAUUUGCAAUCAUCGUUUCUAACCAGUACCCUAUCAACUGUUCGUCCACCAGACUUACCCAAGAACGGUAAAACGGAAUAUUACAGACCAAGUGUUGAAGUUAUCGUUGAACAAGAAACUGCUGUAGAUACAGUGACAGUUGGUGAUAGUGAAAAAACACAUAGUGUAAAUAAUAUAGAAGAUAAUGAAAACAAUAUAUUACAAGAUACAAAUGAAGCUGAUGACAAAGAUGAAAUAAACUCAAAUGUUAUUGAUAUUAAUACGAUCGACACUAGUCUUAAUUGUAGUUCAAAUGAUAACAGCUCGAACAACAAUUCUCAUUAA